Messenger RNA from Numida meleagris (helmeted guineafowl), 7679 nucleotides. It is a transcript of the gene SOX10, whose product is annotated as SRY-box 10. Bases 2904 to 4532 code for a protein of 542 amino acids. The transcript has 3 exons. Gene Ontology annotation, cellular component: nucleus. The record is from RefSeq and is a predicted model, not a curated record. Gene Ontology annotation, molecular function: RNA polymerase II cis-regulatory region sequence-specific DNA binding; DNA-binding transcription factor activity, RNA polymerase II-specific. Gene Ontology annotation, biological process: peripheral nervous system development; enteric nervous system development; negative regulation of transcription by RNA polymerase II. Lineage: Eukaryota; Metazoa; Chordata; Aves; Galliformes; Numididae.
CUCUCCUCUCCUCUCCUCUCCUCUCCGUCUUUUUGCCUCAGCUGAGCAGAAGCAUCACACCUCUCCCCAUUGCUGUAGAGGUAUGUUCUUUCACAGCUUGCUCUCCUGUCUCUCUGUUUUCAUAGCAUGAGGAAAGAGAUGGAACAUGGAUGGAAGAGAAUUCAAAAAAUCUCUUACAUCAAGGUAGGGAUGUAAGAGAUCCUGUCCUUGGUGGGGACAGUGAGCAGUGGGGCCAGCAGUGGUUGGUUACAGCCCUGUGGGUUACUGAAGUCCCUUCUUGGUUUGCUCUCUUUCUUGCCACAGUUGGGAGUUGGAGGAUCAGACACUCUGCUCACCUAGAUCCUGGGGGCAUGGAGGAAAACCUGAAUUCUACUACUCAUUAUCUUGCUGGAGUUAAGCACAGAUCCAUUCCCCCUGUAGAUGCCAUGAGCCCAGUGGCUUCCUUUAUUCUGCAUCCAGUGGGCCAUGGACAUCAUCUGGCUUGGAAGCUGGGAUUUCUCUUGGUGGGAGAGAUUGUCCCAUUCUGUAAGGCUGGAGGCUCACCAGCUGCUGCUUUGGUCAAGGAAGCAGGGCAUCGAUGUUGGAUUCUGAGUGCGUUAGCUCAGAUGUUCAGCACAAUCCUUGGGACUGGUUCCCUUGUAUUUCAAGUGGUGCCAGCCAGGGUUUUUCUGGGGUAUUACACAGAACCAUAGAAUAACGAAGGUUGGAGAAGACCUCUAAGAUCAUACAGUCCAAACAUCAGCCCAUCCCCACCAUGCCCACUAGCCAUGUCCCUCAGUGCCACAUCCACACGGUUCUGGAACACCUCCAGGGACGGGGACUCCACCACCUCCCAGGGCAGCACCACUCUUUCUACCAUAAAGAUCCUGGAGAGUGAAGAUAUGCUACAAAAGCUGAAAAUGUUCCUGAAAUCCUUUGAACUUUGUUCCCUGGGUCACAUACAUUCACCUCCUUGCGUUUUCUUGCUUUGUACCUUCAGGUUGGCUUUCCAGCAAAGGGCUGGGGCAGCAGCUAGGUCUGUCUCUUUGCUGGCUCAGGGGUAUCAGGGAAGAUUGUCAGAAUUUCAUGGGUGACCUCUCACGGUUACAAGAUUGGCAUUGCUCUUUUUCAUCCCCAGUGAGAAGGGAAAGUGAAGAAGUGAACAACCACAUGCAUCUGGAAAGGAAAUCAAGCUACAAAAUGGCAGAAUUGGUGGGAACAUUCUAACCUGUUGUGUGAAUAGAACAUGUAUGUGUCCCAGUGCAUGAGCAGCAAGAAGUGAAUGACUAUGAGGUAGUCCUCAUCAGAAGACCUCGUAUUUGCCUUCAGGAUCAAUCCAACAUAUCCAAGGAAGUUCAGCCUAGUCAUCUUGGUGAGAACCCACAGAGAUGGAGAUGUUGCGAGGACCCCAUCUUUAGGGUUCAAGCUGGCAUGACCUGCCCUGCAGUGGUACUCUUCUGGAGCUAAUGUCCUCCAUCCUCAGGAUGCUCCUGACCUCUUGCAUCUCCUUCUCCACACUUGGGAUGCUCUUUUUACAGCAUCUUGACCCCAUGAUCCCAGGCCAGCUUGUUGCAGUGCACUGGGGUCCCCACCAGACUCCAUGACAGGGACCAAGGACAUGCUGGGGAUGUGGAGGCCGUAAGAGCAUCAGCGGUGGUGGGGGGAAGGAAGGGGAGCCCAGCCCUGGGGUGCAUCACUUCACAUCCCUCCCUGUGCCCAGCAAACCCAAUCCCAGGGGGUUGAGCUCUCUAUCCCCACUGGGGGAAAGCAGGGAACGCCGAGUUGGGGUGGGGGGCUGCAGCAUCCCCUCCCCACCAGCCCUGACUGUGUCCUGGCUCUGAGCAAUGCUUGGCUCCACCUUCCACCCUUCCCUCCCCCGGUGCUAAGCAGCAAAGCCAGCUAGAGGCAUCCAGCCGGGGCAUUAGUAAAAACCAAGCCUCCCUCCAGGAAUGGCACUUGCCUGAGCACCUCCCCGGCAGCACGCCCCACAGCCGGAGGGAGAACAGGGGGGCACUGGGACAGGAGCCACAGCCUUCACAGGGUUUGCUGCCCGCAUCAGCCAGCAACGUAAGUUUUCCUACCUGAGCUCACUGGCACGCACAUUUAUUUUUCCUACUUUCCGCCACUUUUUCAAUUUCCCCAGUGAAGAUUUGUGUCAUCCCCCAAAAGCGGAGCGACAGCAGGCUUUGCUCCUCAUUGUCUUUAGCAGCUAAACGAGAGGCACGUUUUUCUAUAACUUCCUAUUUUCUCUUUCUUUCCUCCUUUUAACUACUGCCUAGUGGAGAGAUGUUGGGGGGGGGAGGGGGGCGUUUUUUUUAGAACAUUUCUUUUUCAAAUCAGGGGACAGCGAUGCUGUGGCAGGGACUUACAGAGGUGACUGCAGACAGUGGGAGAGGAGGGGUGGACAGGGCAGACAGCUCAGGUCCUGGGCUUCUCUCCAAGCUGAACUUCAUGUGUGUUUGCAUCUACAUAUAUACGUGCAUAUGUGCACGAAUAUGCUUAUUUAUAUGUACAUAUACAAGGAUGUGUUUGGGGAUGCGAAGUGGGUGUGUUUUAAGUCUUUGCUCCAAGAGCAGCAAGCAGUGGCCAAGUGGUGGAGUGUCGCAGAGGCACUUUCUCCUGCUGCUCCUGGGGCUUUGGAGGUGGCCGGGAGAUGGGAGAUCUGUCCCUUUGGUUUAUCUCCCAUGGAGAGCUGCAAGCAGGCAGGAUGCUCUGCUCUCCCUUCUGUGGGGUCCCCAGAACCCCUAGUCCUCCAUGGUCUGGAGCGGUCACAGGCAUGGGCUGACGGUUGGACUAGAUGAUCUUAGUGGUCACUCCAACCUUAAUGAUUCUAUGAUUCUAGGAUUCCUUGGCACAGCUGGGCAGCGGCCGCAGUCCCCUCUGCACAUGCCUGUUUGGUACAUUUGCAGAGAUAAGAGCUCCCGAUGGGUCAGGGCCCCGACCCAUCCCCACCCCCAUCGAUCACGGGUUUUGCGGUGUGCACGGCAAUUGCUUUGCUUGCGCUUUUAUCAAGCAGCCCCUGUCUCGUGGUCUGCUCUUCGGAGAGUGUGGAGUCCCAGUCGGAUUUGGUGUUCGCUUUUUAUUUUCUCUCUUUUCCUUCUUUUUUUUUCCUUUCUUUUGUUUUUCUCUUCCUCCUUUCCCUCCCCAGUGAGAAGAAGGAAGUGACCAUGGCCAAUGACCAAGAUCUGUCGGAGGUGGAGAUGAGCCCAGUGGGUUCUGAAGACCACCACUGCCUCUCGCCAGGACCAUCUAUGGCAUCGGACAACUCUCCACACCUUGCCAGCUCUGGGAAUGGGGAGAUGGGCAAGGUCAAGAAGGAGCAGCAAGACUCGGAGGCGGAUGAUGACAAGUUCCCUGUCUGCAUCCGUGAAGCGGUCAGCCAGGUGCUGAGCGGCUAUGACUGGACCCUGGUACCCAUGCCUGUUCGGGUCAAUGGAAGUAACAAGAGCAAGCCCCACGUCAAGAGGCCCAUGAACGCCUUCAUGGUCUGGGCGCAGGCUGCCCGGAGGAAAUUGGCUGACCAGUACCCGCACCUCCACAAUGCUGAGCUCAGUAAGACCUUGGGGAAGCUCUGGAGGCUGCUGAAUGAAAGCGAUAAGCGACCCUUUAUCGAAGAGGCGGAGCGGCUGAGGAUGCAGCACAAGAAGGACCACCCCGACUACAAGUACCAGCCACGGAGGCGGAAAAAUGGCAAGGCCACGCAGGGCGAGGGCGAGGGCCAGGUGGAGGGGGAAGCUGGUGGAGCCGCUGCUAUCCAGGCUCACUACAAGAACACCCACCUGGACCACAGGCAUCCUGGGGAAGGGUCGCCCAUGUCCGAUGGGCACCCAGAGCACUCUUCAGGUCAGAGCCACGGCCCUCCCACUCCUCCCACCACUCCUAAGACCGAGCUGCAGGCAGGCAAAGCUGACUCCAAGCGAGAAGGGCGUUCCCUGGGGGAAGGGGGAAAGCCACACAUUGACUUUGGCAAUGUGGACAUCGGGGAGAUCAGCCAUGAAGUGAUGUCCAACAUGGAGACCUUUGACGUCAACGAAUUCGACCAAUACCUGCCACCCAACGGACACGCUGGCCACCCAGGACAUGUUGGGGGCUAUGCGGCGGCCGCUGGCUAUGGCCUCGGGAGCGCCCUGGCUGCGGCCAGCGGACACUCAGCCUGGAUCUCCAAGCAGCAUGGAGUCUCCUUGUCCGCUACCACAUCACCGGUGGUGGACUCCAAGGCCCAGGUGAAAACGGAGGGGUCUGCCCCUGGAGGUCAUUAUACCGAUCAGCCCUCCACCUCCCAGAUAGCUUACACAUCCCUGAGUCUGCCCCACUAUGGUUCGGCCUUCCCCUCCAUCUCCAGGCCCCAGUUUGACUAUCCUGAUCACCAGCCCUCAGGACCCUACUACAGCCACUCCAGCCAAGCCUCCGGCCUCUACUCUGCCUUCUCCUAUAUGGGACCUUCCCAGCGUCCUCUUUACACCGCCAUCUCUGACCCUGCACCCUCCGUGCCACAGUCCCAUAGUCCCACACAUUGGGAACAGCCUGUGUAUACGACUCUCUCUAGACCAUAGGGAAUGGGGAACAGUGACCAAAGCAGCGACGGAAAGGCUCCGAAGAAUCAGCACAGGCAGAAGAGCCUCCGAACUCCGAGGUCACUCAGUGCCACCAUCCAGCCACCAGAACCCACUGAAUAUCUGGAAGUGCCUUUCUUGACCCCGGCUAUCGCUGGCUCACCCGCCUACAGGAAGGUUUUUCGUCCUUUCGCCCUGUACCGAUUUCACGCAGGCCACACAACUGGCUUGCGACACCUUAUUGGCCUUCUAGAUGAGGAAGACUCAAGACAUGGAGUGACGGGUCCGUGGUGGGCUUCGUUGUGCGCACCCUGGACUGUAAGAGGAGAGAGACUGUCCUUUCCUUCCCCUCCCCAACCUCCUCCAGCGAAUUAGCAAGUGUUUCCAAAAGGCCACCACAGCCAACUCUUUGUCAGCUGCUGCGGGUGAAGGGUGCUUGCUCAGCCUUGGUGAACAUGUCACGGGAGGAGGAGUCGGGAGGACGGCAUGGCCGGCUUCCUUGCAUCAGUGUUGUGCAGCAGUCCUGCCUAAGAUUCACACAUGCAUGAAUCUUGAUCCCUGCUGGAAGACCAACUUACGCUUGCUUCCCUGCUGAUUUCCACAGCUGCACGCUAGCUUUUCUCCCUGCCUCUUCCCUCAGUCCCGUCUGUUUAAUCCCACACUCCCUCCUGCAUGGAUUUUUUAAGGCUUGACUGAACAACGUGGAGGACUCAGGAACUGCACUGUCAGUCUUAGCCUUUCUCAUAUCAUAACCCGUACGUGUGUAUGCGUGUUCGUGUAAGGAAUGAGGAGAGGUGGGGAAGGAUCCGUGGAUCAUUCAGGUGCUGUAGUUGAAUCUUCCCUUCCUACAGUUUAAUUUCUAUCGUUCACUCGUGUCUCAGACUUCUGGCAUCUCAGUCCUCCCCAGUCUCUUCAGUAUCCCAACAAUAUCCCAGCAGACCAGGUCCUUGCUCCUCCAGCAUUUGAUGGUGUCUGCUGAAAACGUGAAGGCACCAAGAAAGCUACUAUGCACUUGCCAACACCCAGAUGUGGUUCCAAUAUUCCAAUACUCACUCUGAACCCUGCUCCAAACUCAGGCCGAUGGGAUGUACAUCGCUGCUCAUUUGUUCAUCACAUUAUAGCAAUCUUGUCAGCACCUCCCUCCUACUUUUGCUCAGGAUGGAAAGAUACUCCUGUGGAUUUAAGCAAGGUAGAAAUGCACCCAAUAUUGGAUGACUACAAAGACAAUAACUCUACUUCUGUGCAGAAGAACUCAUUUUCACCUCUGGGUUUCAAGUUGGAAACAAGCAGCUCUUGCAUUCAGAUCAACCCCUUUUGUUCAGCCCAUCACCUGAGGACAGCCUGCUUAAUUCUCCUCUGUCACCUCCAGGACUGGGUGGUGCGUCCUGCCAGGGAGUGAACUGGCCAAGAAGCUGCUGCAGGAAAAAGUGACUCCUGACAAUUGAUUGCAGAAAUGUGUUGUGGGACCUUCUAACAGGUAAUUCAGUCUAGAAAGAUAAAAUACUUCAACCGAACGUGGACUGUGAUGCAUGCCACUGUUUUCCUCUGUUGAUACGAUGUCAGAUGUCCUUCCCACCUCCCUUAGCUACGGAUGACUUUUCCUCGUGGUGUCUGAAAAGAUCAUGUAGAAUGUUUGUUCCCUGUAUGCAUGUAACCUAUUUGAGCCCCGUCCUCUUAUUUAUGCAAGUAGCACCUUCCUCCCCUGGCUCCCUUUCCCCAGUCUCUAUGCUGCCCUAGCACCAUUAACACUGCAUUAAACAUAUGGAAUAAUAAACUUAAAAGUUUCAUUUUCAUGUCUCUGGAUUUUUUUCACCACUUUCCUGAAAGUCUCCGAUUUUUUUCCCCCAGUAAAUCUGUCACGUCACCAGACCACCACACAGAUCCCGUGCAUGGCUCUCCUUGGCCCGUCAUUGAGAGGACACAGCUCCAACUGGCUUACUGUGCUCCCUCAUGGAGACGAAACUCAUCUUCUGUUCAUAAGCCAGCUUGAGUCAUUUCUUCCAUGGGAUGCUGUUCCUAAGCUAAAAUUCAGCCCAUGCCAUGAAGAAGAGCACUGCUUUGCAUGCGCUUCGCCCAAGAAUUUCUUAAUAUCAUUACUGAUUAUCUACUGAAUAGGAGUGCGGAGUUUCUCCUCUCAGUUCCUCAUCUCUAGGUUGCCAUAAGUUAGUCAGGAAAACCUUCCCUACAUCUAGAAAAUGAUGUAUUUUGGAAACCUUUGGGAAGCAACCAUUGGUUUCUUUGUAGAAACUCAACUCCUCUUGUUUUCCAGAGGUAAGAACAUAAAUACACACAGAGCAUAGUCAAGAACAGAGGUAUGUAACUUAGCUGUUGCAAGGAAACAUGUUGGUCAGUCAGAUCCUGGGAGACUAUCUGAAGAGUUGCGGAAAGAAAAUGUGCAGUGGGUAUUGGCCUGCUUGAAAACAUCUCUCAAGGCCAGUGGGAAUAAGGUAGGAUUACACUGAACAAAAAACUCCACAAAAAUUAAAAAAUAGGUUCCAAGGCUUCAAAGCAAAGACGUGAUCUGUUCUGUGAGUUUGUGUUCACUGAAUGCUCAAUGGAUGAGUAGAACAAGCAGGAGGACUAGGAAAUGCAGAGCGCUCAGCACACUUUAGAUGAGGCCAUUAUAGGGCCAAUGGCUUAAUGACGUGUAAAAACAGUGAUGCCAAGCUAAACAGUUCUGUGCAAAAUAGGACUGUGACCACUCAACGGAGAGGAGAGAUCUCUACCCCUAUUCCAUUCUAUGGAAUGUGGGAAAGGCCCAGAUGGGAACUACUGUGCUGCUGAACAGGUUCAUGAGGAGGGAGUAAGGGGAGCCAUGGCAGAGCUAGGGUAGAAGAGCUGAUCACAGGGGAGGAAGGGAGAAGGACCACGGUGUGAGUGAAUAGAAGACCGGGAGAAGAAAGUUCUUAACCAUACACUCAUACCCUUCUCCAGUUCUUCCAACGAAGAAAGCAAGUGGGCUCCACAUCAACAGUCCUCCAACGGAAGGGGAUGCCUCCUCUCAACCAAGAGUGCCCCCACAAGUAGAACACCGCUGGUAACAGAGGGGUUAACCAUUCCUCCCGCAGCCUCGCAGGAGCUGGCCCAGCAUCCUUCCCUAUCCCUUUAAUCGUAUCUGAUACAGAUGCAGGGCUGGGGAGGGGAGGC